AUGACAAAGAAUUCAAUGAUUUUCUAUUAUCUGUUUGCAGGAGGCUUUUGCCAUAUAAAAAAACAGUUGGCUCCUGCAGCGCUGGCUCUUCCUGAUGGCCCACAGCGGCAGCGGUACAGCGCUCUGGCCAAGCUGCUUGCUGCAUGCUUAUUGGAUUCUGACGAGGAGCUACGUAAUCAAAUUAAAGAAAUUUCGGCGAAAUUGGAUCAAUAUGACGAAUUUAUUGGAGAAAAUACAAAACGUAUUGAACGAAAUCACCGUAUGUUACGAAGUCUCAAUCUACGCAUUUAUGGUUUCGAUUAUGCGCAAGCCAAACGAAUGGUACAGUUAGAAAAUGGAUCAGCGAUUUGCCAGAUCAGUAAACCACACGAUCUAUUUCUGCGUCUAAUUGUUGAAGGAUUCCACCAAACCGCAGAAGAGGCCCGAUCGCUGCUACUACGAUCCAUAGACUGGACUGGAAGCGAUGACAGGCGUUGCAUACUUUUGUUAAGCAAGAAGAUAAAGAGAAAUUUGAUAAAUGGGAGCGCGCCUAAGCAAGGAGUUUAA
Gongylonema pulchrum is the source of this 546-nucleotide messenger RNA. The record is from the annotation of a GenBank genome assembly. NCBI's taxonomy places the organism in Eukaryota, Metazoa, Nematoda, Chromadorea, Rhabditida, Gongylonematidae.